ACAGAAAAAAUUAAAAUGUCAAUUGAGUUUGACAUAUAUUUGACAUUUGUGAUUCCAGAACUUUUGGGUUAUGCAUUGGGUUUUGCGAUAACAAAAAAGAUAACAAAGUUUUGCCGGUGCACGGUGCAGUUACAACUCACAAGGGUGCUAUCAAGAGCAAUGGCGACUGUAGCGAAAUCUUUCGAGGCAAAGGCCGUGGUUCCCGACGUGGUGCCGAAAGCCCCUGCGGCGCUGGUCUCGGUGAAGUACCCUAGCGGUGUGGAGGUGAAGGAGGGCAAUGAGCUGACCCCCACGCAGGUGAAGGAUGUCCCCACCGUGUCGUGGGACGCCGCACCUGACACCUUCUACACCCUGGCUAUGACCGACCCCGACGCGCCUUCCCGCGCGGAGCCCAAGUUCCGUGAGUGGCAUCACUGGCUGGUGGGCAACGUGCCCGGCACCAACGUGGGCGCCGGCGAGACGCUGUCCGCGUACGUGGGCUCCGGCCCGCCGCCCGGCACCGGCCUGCACCGCUACGUGUUCCUCGUCUACAAGCAGCCCGGGAAACUUAGCUUCGACGAGCCCAGGCUGACUAACACAUCCGGCGACAACCGUGCCAUGUUCUCUAUCGCCAAGUUCGCCCAAAAGUAUAAAUUGGGUGAUCCGAUUGCUGGCAACUUCUAUCAGGCGCAAUACGACGACUAUGUCCCCAUACUGUACAAGCAGUUGGGAGCUUAAACCACAUGUAUCUUGUAGGUUCCGUUCAUUGUCAUUUUGAUCUUAAUGUCAACAAAGAUCAAUAGUAAUGCUACCAAUAUAAAAAUGUUAUCCCAUAAAAAGCACUAAGCAGCAUCAUUUGGCCAAGCCUUUCCUUACAUAUAGAUCAAAAUUAUUUGAACGGACUAUAUUAGAGCUAAGACUUAAAAUGUAACUCCACAUAAUUAUAUUUAUAAGCAAUAUAUCUCAGGCGUAAAUCGCAUUUGAAAAUGUAUAAUUGCCAGCAUAAUAUAAAGUAAAACUUUAAAAUAUGUUGUAGAUGGAACAUUAUGAAUGUUUUCCAUUGUAUAAAUUUUAAGACUGAGAUGUGAGUAAAGUAUUUGAAAAGACGUUUUUCAUGUUUGUAAUACAUUUUAAGGUACGGUAGUACGCUACCAUGUUACAUAUUAAUUAUUUGGUUACUUACCAUCACAUGUAUAAAACGGUUAAAAAAUCUUGAGACUCGGCUAAUUAUUAUGCCUCGGUAGUAACGAGAUCAUUAGAUCGAGUCUCAAGUUAUUUUGAUCGGGUUGAAUUUUAAAUAACAUUUUGAAAUAUGCAUUUCUUGUUUCACAUUUCAGUAGAAAUAUGCAUUUAAUUGUCGAUUUACUAUUAUUAGUUGUCCUCGUUUGGGUACUGCAAUACAUUAGUUUUUCUU
Aricia agestis (brown argus) is the source of this 1393-nucleotide messenger RNA. Its product is annotated as protein D2-like. The record is from RefSeq and is a predicted model, not a curated record. Bases 16 to 717 code for a protein of 233 amino acids. The transcript is spliced from 5 exons. Lineage: Eukaryota; Metazoa; Arthropoda; Insecta; Lepidoptera; Lycaenidae.